ACCACAACCACAGAAUGAACGCGCGCGCGUGCUCGUGAAGGCGACGUCACGUGGCGCGUCACGCCUCGAACGUCGUCACCGGAACGGAUCUCACAUCAACUCCAUAUUACCUCUCUCACUCUCACACACACACGGCCGCCUUUGUCUCUCCUCUUCCCCAUCAUCAUCCACCGCCGCCGCCACAACAACAACCACAACAACCACCACCACCUCCCACAGUCAUCGUUGUGUUUUUUUAAAAUUUCCCUCGCGUCGUCGCUGCCGGGAGACGCGGGGAGACCCGGGGUCCGGCCGGGGCGUCUAUGGCGGCCGGGGAGCCCUCGCUGCGGGCGGCAGGCGACGAGCGCGCGGCGUUAGCGCGGUGCGCGAGGAUUCGGUAGGAGCUGCGCCGAUCGCUGGGCCCGCACGCCGACGGGCGCCGUCAGGAUGAACGCGGAGGAGAUGGAGCUGCUCAACGACCCCAAGUACCGCAGCUACGCGGCCACACUCGACAAGGCGCUCAAGAGCUUCGAGUACAGCAGCGAGUGGGCCGACCUCAUCUCCGCGCUGGGAAAGCUCAACAAGGUGCUGCAGGGCAGCAGCAAGUACCCGGUUCUGCCGCGGAAGCUGACCAUCGGCAAGCGGCUGGCGCAGUGCCUGCACCCGGCGCUGCCCAGCGGUGUGCACCUCAAGGCGCUGGAGACGUACGAGAUUAUCUUCCGCAUCAUCGGCAGCAAGCGCCUGGCGCGCGACCUCUUCCUCUACAGUGCGGGCCUCUUUCCGCUGCUGGCAAAUGCGGCAAUGUCGGUGAAGCCGGCACUGCUGCAGCUCUACGAGACUUACUACGUGCCCCUCGGCAAGACGCUGAAGCCUGGCCUGCAGGGCCUCGUCACCGCCAUCCUGCCCGGGCUGGAGGAGGGCUCCGAGUACUAUGACCGGAGUAACUGCUUGCUGGAGAAGACAUCGCUGGCGGUGGAGCCGUGUGUGUUCUUCAGCGCGCUCUGGGGCAGCGUGCUCACCAGCCCCGCGGUGCGGCUGCCCGCCGUCACCUACACGCUCACCCACCUCAACCGCAAGCUCUCCAUGGAGGACCAGCUCCAUGUCAUUGGCACCGACGUCGAUCUCAUGGUGGAGGCGGUGUGCGCGUGCGUGCAGGACUCUAGCGUGCUGGUGCAGAGGAGCACCCUGGACCUCCUGCUCUUCUGCUUCCCCUUCCACCACAGCCAGGUCACCAAGCUGGACACUGUGCGCCUGCUGUCGGCCGUGCUGCACGUUGUGCUGCGGCGUGACAUGUCCCUCAACCGCCGCCUCUACGCCUGGCUCCUGGGGUUCGACAAUAAUGGCACUGCGUUGGGGCCCCGUAUGGCGCGCGACGAGUCGCGUGAGGAGCACGGGGCGCGCUACUUCAGCACCUACUCCCGCGAGCUGCUUGUGCAGGCCAUGGUCGGGAUCCUGAAGGGCCGCGGCGGGGGCGGCUGCGGGGAGGAGGGCGGCUCCGUCUCCCCGGACCUGAGGCCGUUCCGCAUCCUCCUGAGUCUCCUGGACAAACCUGAGAUCGGCCCGGCGAUCCUGGAGGAGGUGCUGGUGGAGGUGUUCCGUGCGCUGCACGGGCAGUGCGAGAUGGAGCUGGGCACCGGGAUCCAGCCGCUCUUCAGCAAGGACCGUAGCCAGCUCAGCAGCAAGAUGAGGGAGAACAAGCAGACGGCCGAGGUGGUGAAGACGGCCAACCUCCUCUUCAACUCGUUCGAGCCCUACUACCUGUGGGACUACCUGGCGCGCCUCUUCCAGAGCUGCUGCAGGCGGUCCCGGCGCGGGGUGAGGAGGGCGCGGAGGCCGAGCGGCAUGAGCGAGCAGGAGUUGACCGUGUGCGAGCUGUGCGUCCUGGCCGACUUCCUGCUCGACGUCGUCUCUCUGGAGUCGUACAUCGAGAUCCAGACGGAGCACCUCCCGCGCCUGCUGCGCCGCCUCAUCGGCUGCCUGACGCGCCACCUGGCGUCGCUCUCUCUCACCGAGCUCACCGACUCGCUGCGCCUCUGCUCCAAGAUCCUGAGCCGCGUGCAGCCGCCGCUGGUCCCCGUGGCGACCGCCGCGAUGCCGGUCGGCCCCGGCGACGAUCUCCGUGCGACGGUUGGCGCGGCGACGGCCGAGCGGGUGGAGCCGUCGGAGGAGGAGGAGGUGUCCAGGGGAGUGGGCGGCGACUCGGGCCCAGCGCCCGCCGCAGGGCCCGCCCCGGCGAGAGGGCCCGGCGAGAGCAGCUUCACAGAGUUCGUGCAGUACAGCGGCGGCAGGGGCGAGCAUCCCGGCGCCGGCACGGGCUCGCGGGAACAGCAGGAGGGCGGCGCCCGGGAAUCGCCGAAGGAAUUGCGCGGCUGCUCCGACGGCGCCGGCUCCGGUUCGGAGCGCUCGCGAUCGUCCUCCGAGUCUCCGCCGCCGCCGGCACGCCGGCGCCCCGGAGACCCGGCCCGCCACGACGGCGCCCUGGCCGGGACGGGGGAUGCCGACCCGGACGAAGACGAGGAGGAGGAGGAGGAGGAAGAGGAGGAGGUGGACGACGGGGGCGAGGAGGUGUACAAGGACAGCGAUGACGACGAGGGCGACGAGGGCGAGCGGCGCCAGCAGCAGCGCAAGACGACGAUGCAGCGAUGCUGCGAGCGCUUCCAGCAGUUCCUGACGCUCUUCUCGCGUCGCUACGUCCUGCGCAGCGACGGCGCCCCCGCGCAGUUCGUGCGCGACAUCUCGCUGGGGGGGGCGCUGAGCGGCGCCGGCGCCCUGGCGGUGCGGGGCAAGCGCCGCGGACGGACGGCGGACGGGGAGGCGGAAGGCGGGGGGGAGGACGACGGGGCGGGCGACGGCACCGCCGCCGCGGACGGCUUCUCGGAGGGCCACCUGGCGGCGCUGGCGGCGGCGUGCCAGCUGCUGCUCGAGUGCUCCAGCUUCCCCGUGUACGUGGCCGAGGGCAGCCCGGCCUCUCCGCACCGAGCGCUGCCCGCCGGCACAGACGACACCGCGGGCGUCCUCCCCGAGUGGCUGCAGACCCUCCUGGCCUGCUGCUGCUACGGCUGCGGCUUUGACGCAGGCCUGAGCGGCAGCGAGGCGUUCCCCGUGCGCGGCACGGCCAUCGCCUGCUUCCUGGACCUGCUGCACCUGGCGCGCUCCGUCUCCGCGGUGGCGGUCUCCUCCUCGCCGCAGCAGCAGCUGCAGCAGCAGGCGACGAUGGCGUACCCGAGCCCGGCGAGCCCCGGACGCGUCGCCGUGGUGAUCGUGCCGCCGCUCACCGACGCUCACCUACGCUACCUGGCGGAGAAGACUCGCUUCUUUCAGAUGGUGGCGGCGAUCCUGUGGGCCCAGCUGGGCGAGGGCGGAGGGGGGCGGCACCACCGGCGCUGCGUGGAGCUGCUGCAGCAGCUGCACGGGCUGGCGCCCGGCCCCUCGGUGUGCGAAGACGUGGUGUCCCGCGACCUCGCGUCCCGCGUGCCGGCGACGCGCGUGGAGGCGUACAGGAAGUUCGCUCUGCUCUGGCACCUGACGCGCGACCUCCAGCAGAGCAAGAACUGGGCCUUCACGCGCACCUUCGACAGGUCGCUGCUGCUCAUGCUGGACUCGCUGCGCUGCGUGGAGUCGGAUGGGCAGUGCGCCGCCGUGUGCCACGAGUGGCUGACGCACGCCGUGCAGCGCCACGACGUGCCGCGCCUGCUCGAGCCGCCGCUGCUGCUGCUGCUGCACCCCAAGACGCAGCGCGUGUCGCUGGCGGCCGUCGCCUUACGGCAGUCCGGCGCCGGGACCGGCUCCCGCGCCCUCUCGCUGCGCCAGCUCGGCGCCGAGCCGCGCGCCGGCGAGCUGCUGGAAACCGGCGCCGACGGAGCUGGGGAGAUGGCGCUGCGAGACCCGGGGAUGCGGGGAAAUGGCGGGAGCUGCGUGGUGGAAGGGGCCUUCCUGGCCGGUGAGGCCGGCGCCCGGGAGGUGACUGGAGUGAGCGUAUGCGUGCGCGCGUCCGGCGAGCACGCCGGCUACUACGUGACGGAGCGGGUGGCGCGGGGGGGGUCCAGCGUGGCCCACGGCGGGCCCCGCGUCCCCGUGGGCCUCACCGUGAACCCGCUGGGCGCCGACUCGGAGAGCCCCCUCUCCUCCUCCCCGCCCAGCACCAGCCGCGCCAAGGAGGGGCCCGGCACGGCGGGCGACGAGGACGACGACGGCGGUGACGACGACGACACGGGCUCGACGCACGGCGUCUCAACGAGGUCGCGCUCCGACAGCGGGGUCAGCGACCGCACGGGCGACUCGAGCCUUGCCGACGAGGAGGUGGACGAGGCGGACGAGGCGGAUGAAGAUGAGGAGGAGGAGGAGGGUAGGGUGGCCUGCCGGGACAUCGAUCCGGAGGUGUGCCGGCUACUGGAGGAUGUGGUGGAGGCCAUCGCGAGACUGGAGGGUGGAGGGGAAGCGGAGGACCGGCGAGCGGAGACGGGAGACGCGGUCGAUGGCGGUGUGGUGACGGCGCCGUGCGGCACCGUGCUACCGCGGCCCAGCUCCUUCCCGCUGCUGGCGCCGGGCGUCGAGUCCGGCGCCCCGCGCAGCCGCAGCAGCAGCACACUGGACCAAGGUGGCGGUGGGGCGCGACCCAAAGUCCGGCACGGAGCGGCGCGGGGGGUCUCGGCCGCGGCGGUACCGGUGGCGCCGGCCGUCCGGGACCUGCCGAUGCGGCUGCCGCCGGCGUACCUGGGCGAGGCCGGUGGGCUGGAGGCGUGGUACGGCGCCAGGGAGGGGGACGGCACCAACAGGGACUCGUCGUCCGAGGAGGAGGAGGGGGACAGCGACUCGUGCUCGCCGCGCAGGAAUACCCGGAGGAUGGGAGGAGGUAACCAUGGCAAUGCGGCUGCCCCUUCCUCGUCUUUGGGGGUGACGGAGAGAAGCGUGGCCACCGUGCACCCCCUCUACCAGCACGUGCUGCUCUAUCUGCAGGUGUACGACACGGGCCGCGUGCUGCAUGCGCUGGCGGUGCUCGGCUCGGUGCUGCGCUCCAUCCCGGCCGCUUUCGUCAGCGCCCUCGCCACCACGGGCGUCAGCGGCGCCCGCACCCCGCGCCUUGUGCUGCUGCAGAACCUGCUGGCGCGCCACCGUGCCUCCUUCACCGGCGGAGACUUCUACGCCAGCUCCCACGGCCCGGGCGUGGUGGCGUCAGCGGAGGGCGGAGGGGCGCAGGCGGGCGGCUUCCGUAACGCCAUGUACCUGGAGGUGGUGCUGUCGCUGGGGCUCGCGUUCCUGCGCUCGUACUACCCGCACCACGUGCGCGCGUCGCCGCGCCAGCUCUCCGAGAACCGCCACGUGCAGCUCGCCAGCGCCGAGGUGCUGACGCUCCUGGUGUCGGCGCUGGCGCGGCUCGUGGACUCGGGCUGCACCGGCGCCGGAGGUACGGGUUCCGCCUCGAGCUCCGGCCCGGGCUUUGCGAGCUUCCUGCUGGACCUGCUGGCACGUUGCAAGGCGCAGAAGGUGGUGCUGCACUGCCUGGUGGCCGGAGUGGCGGGGGCGCACGCCAGGGCACAAGUGCACGUGCUCUCCGUGCGCAACGACCCGGCCGCUGAAGAGGGCCUCUCCGUGGAGGGAAAAGUGAACUUUUUUGAGGACGGAGAGGAAGAGGAGGAGGAGCCGGGGGAGGGGAGUGCCCGCGCCAGCGGAGAGGGAACAAGCGGGGCCCUGCAGGCCCAGCUGCUGCGCCUGCUGCAGGCCCUCAUGGUGCUGGAGCACAAGGUGCUGGCCUGCACGGAAGACCCGGAGGGCGGAUUCACCGAACUAGUGGCAGCGGAGCCAGAAAACCCCCCCUCCAACCACCACCAGCAGCAGCACCAGCAGGAGCACCAGCAGCACCAGCAAGAGCAGGCCGUGGGCCCGGCAGCGCCCACCUCCCUGCGCUUCGUGUCGAGCCGCCCCCUGGCGGAGCAGGAGAUGCUGGGCUGGGCGGUGACGCGGGCGCUGCUGGUGUCGGCGCCGCCUGGCCGCGCCAGCUGCGCCGCUCACCCGCGCUGGGUGGGCGCCGUCACGGCGUCGCUGCCCUACCUGGGCCGCGCGCUGGCCCGGCUCGCCGUGGCCGUCGUCGCUCAGGUGUGCCGCAACCUGGACGCGGCGGCGCAGCAGCACGCCUGGGAGAGCGCGCUCGCGGCCGACCGGCCGGAAGUGCUGCUGGAGAGUGUGCCGCCCGACUACGUGCUGUGCCUGCUGGAGGGGCUCACCACCGUGGUGCACUACUGCCUGCUGGACAGCUCCACCACGCACAUCCACUCGCCGAGCUCCGCUAGCCGUGCCGAGGCCCGCGCCGCCAUGCUGUGCGUGCUGCCCUGCGUCCUCUCCACGGCUGCCCUGCUCUGGAGCCUGCUGGGCAAGGCCGAGGGGCAGCGGGUAGAGGUCGUGGCCGGGGUCACGGGAGGAGCGGCCGCCCCCUCCUCGGUUGGGCUGGGCUCCACCAAGAUCCUGCGCCAGAAAGUGCUGGACCUGCUGAGCCCCCUGAGCCUGCAGCACGGCGUCGCCUUCAUGGCCGCGGUGGCGCGCGUGUGGAACGAGCGCACGAGGGGGCGGCCCGCGGCCUCCCGCAGCCGGGUGUGUGCCGCCGAGGUCGACGAUCGACCCCGCUCGUCAGGCGCGGACAACCGCGCGCAACCUCGCUCGACCACAGUUCUGGCGGCCGCCAAUGUGGACCAGCAGCUGCUGGUGGACCUGAUUCGCGGCAUCAGCAGCAUGCGCACCGACAGCGUGGUGGGCACCGUCAAGGAGGUGGUGCGGCAGCCCCCGAGCGGGCCGGCCCCCUCGCCCAAGGAGCAGAAGAGCGUGCCGCUGGAGGUGAGCGUGCUGCAGUUCUUCUUCGCCUACGUGCAGAGGAUAGCGGUGUCUCAGUUUGUGGACAGCUGGCCCUCAUUGCUGUCACUGCUCAAAGAAUGUUCCGCUCUCAACCUUCCUCCCCCCGGUCACUUCCUGCUGCUGGGAAUCCUCAACGAGUUUGUGAUGAAGAUGCCCCCCAUGGAGAGCAAGAAGGAUCUGCGAGACCUCCAGGAUGUGACGCAGCGGCUGGUGGAGGCAGUCACGCACGUGGCCGGCUCCUCGCUGGAGCAGACCACGUGGUUGCGGCGCAACCUCGAGGUGAAGGCCGGACCCCAGGUCACGGUGGACGCUGCGGGACUGCAGGCCGACGCCGACGACGCGCUGCUAUUGUCUCCGGUGGCCGAGGUGGUGUCGCAGCCGCCCUCCGUCUUCAGCGUCCACGCCCUCACCCUGCUGGCCGAGGUGUUGGCGCAUCUCCUGGACAUGGUUUUCCGCAGCGACGAGAAGGAGAAGGUGGUGCCACUGCUCAUCAACAUCAUGUACUAUGUCGUGCCCUACCUCAAGAACCACAGUGCCCACAACGCGCCGAGCUUCCGCGCGUGCGUGCAGCUGCUGAGCAGCCUGAGCGGGUACCAGUACACGCGGCGCGCCUGGAAGAAGGAGGCGCUCGACCUCUUCAUGGAGUCCACCUUCUUCCAGAUGGACGCCAGCUGCGUCCCCCAGUGGCGCUCCAUCAUCGACCACCUGAUGACCCACGACAAGACCACCUUCCGUGACCUCAUGACGCGCGUGACGGUGGCGCAGAGCAGCUCCCUGAACCUGUUUGGGAACCGCGAGGCGGAGCUGGAGCAGCGUGUGAUGCUGCUCAAGCGGCUCGCCUUCUCCGUCUUCUCCAGUGAGGUCGACCAGUACCACAAGUUCCUGCCCGACAUCCAGGAGCGGCUGGUGGAGAGCCUGCGGCUGCCCCAGGUGCCCACGCUGCACGCCCAGGUGUUCCUCUUCUUCCGUGUGCUGCUGCUGCGCGUGUCGCACCAGCACCUCACCGCGCUGUGGCCUGCCAUGAUCACCGAGCUGGUGCAGGUGUUCAUGCAGAUGGAACAAGAGCUCAUGGCGGAAGAUGACAUCACCAGGAGCGCCAGUCCGUCCAUCACGGGGCUGGAGACAACGUACGUCGGGGGGAACGGCUUCUCGUCAUCCUACAGCCAGCAGCGGUGGCUCGCGCUCUACCUCUCCGCCUGCAAGUUCCUGGACCUCGCGCUAGCGCUGCCCUCCGCCCACCUCCCGCAGUUCCAGCUGUACCGCUGGGCGUUCAUCCCGGAGACGUGCGACGACUCCGGGCUUGAGGUCCGUCGCCAAGGCAACCACCAACGCGAGUUCCGUCCAUACGUGGUGCGGCUCACAAAGCUCCUGCGCAAGAAGUGCAAGAAGAGCUCGGAGGAGGAGGGGGGCGGCUCGCCGCGCAUGAUCCCGUGCGAGGCCGGCCAGCCACUGCUCACCGUGGCGUCGCUGCGCACCAUCGACCAGCUGCUGCCCUUCUUCAGCACACUCAGCCACUUCUUCUGCAACAAGCCCAUGGUGGGGGCAGCGCAGGCCUUCCUGUGCGACCCGGGACGCCCCCCGGGAUCUGGCGGCUCCGGCUCCCUGGCGUCAUCAUCGUCCUCGGCGCUGGAGCACGCGGGGAGCGGGGAGAGUGGCGCGGGCGCCGAAGCGCAGUGGAGCCGCGCCCGCCGCCGCGUCGAGGAGACGGUGGGGCGCGACUUCCUGGAGACGCUCAAUAAAGGCUAAAGCCGGGGGUUGCCGCCUCCGAGGUGCAACAGGAACGGGACAACUGAGAAUAUCUCGCGGCACCGGCCGCCUUCCCCGCUCGUCCGCGGUUCCACCUCGUGCUUCCGAGUCAUUCCGUGUCUACGAGGGUGCGGAGCAAAUGCUGUGCGGCGGUGGGGCGCGUGUUACGAGUUGAAAUUAUGAUGAUUUUUGUCGUUGUACUAAGAGGCUGGGAGAGCUGCGUGCGAACGCAUCGUCUCCAGUGGCGCGUUGCGGUAAUUUUUUGCACAGCCGAUGAAGAAACCCGCCCGCGACGAUGAGCUUUUAAUGUACCCGGAAUAAUUUGCAGAUUUCCAGCGACAGCUUCUUUAACAAGAGGACAAUCCUGGGAAGAGCAGGAUGGGUUGCUACCCCCUGCCAAGCUAGCUUCCUCCCAAUGAGGCUCGCCCAGGGAUAGCGCUCCGGGCCAGAUCCUAGGCGAACUCCGAUUGCUCGCAACCAAGGCGAGCUCUCACCGGGGCCAGUGGCCGUGAGCCAUCUGCGCAGGCCAGCGUCCCCUGCCCCUCCCCGCACCCCUCCAUCACUUGGCAUUUGCAUUGAAACUCCCAAGUGACCAAAUGUGUAAUAUAUUAUUUCUUCUGAAGCGUUGAUUCUCUCUGUGCUGGAAGGGUCUGACCAGCACGGAGAUUAUUUAGGUAACGUGCCUCUUGGUUAGGCCUGAAGUGUACGCGCUGGGGCCAUUCGAACAAGUCGGCUGUUUCUCCAAGCCCUGAACAGCCUGAAUGCCCACAAGGCGCGCUAUAGCACUGCUGGAUCCAGGCUCGCCGAUGCUUUGUCGGGUCGUGUGCGAUUAUCCCACGUUUCGCUGUACGCGCCGGGAAGCUUCCUUUUCGGUUGCUGCAAAAAGCUCCCAGCACGCGGAGCGAAACGUCAGACGUCGCACCGAAGAAUCGAAUGGCAUGACCCGGCGAAAAUGCAUCUGGGAGCUGUACGGCACAACCGCAGUCGUGGCUCACGCGUCGAUGCACUUUAAGCCAUGCAGGGAAGCUAGACGUAGAGGUGCAUAGGCGGUUUUCAGUGGAAGCCACGUGCUGGCGGUAGUAUUGCCGCGAGCAAGCAAGGGGUGCGGCUGGUGAGCGCGGUGCCCCGGGGCCGUGUAGGAAGUGUGCGUAGAAUUUGUGUAUUUGGCGUAGGAAUUGCACGCUGUCUGAAAUUGGCCAGGAGCGACACAAGCAAGGGACCGUCGCUACGGCCCUCGUCCCUCCCUCCGGAAUCUUCGCCCCUCCACCCCCUCCCGGCAUCGUACGCAGGGUGACGGUCCGCACGCUAAACCCUUCCUUGGGGUUUCUGUUACCCGCGUCGAAGUCCCACGAUGUUGUUUUAGCCGAUGGAACACUCGCGAUGGGACUGCUCGCGCAUGUGACACGUUUUUGUUUCUGUAAAAACUAAAAUCCACGGAUUCGCUCUCGUCGGAAAGUGGGGUUCUGCGUCGGCCGCUCCACUGUGAAGUCACGCGUCACUGGCGGCGGUGGCGGCGGUGGCGGUGCUGCUACAGGGUGGGAACACGUGCAGCGGCAGCAGCAGGUGGUGCAGCAGCUGGUGGUGCAACUGGCGUAGCCGCCACCAGCAGCAGUAGCUACCGCCGCUCGCGUGAAUCUUACCCACGCUGUGCAACCAGGAUUUUCGUCUGGGGGGUUGAGGACAACUUAACCAAAACGUAUUUAUGUCGUUGAGUCUGUAUAGGAGACUCGGGAUUGGUCGAGCCAAGUUGCUGGCAAGUGGUGGAGCUUGCUGAAAAAUAAUAUAUUUAGAGAGACAUUUGCCACACAGAUCCAACACUUGCAAGUUUAUUUGUUUAACCAGGUAUGAAGUCAAGAUACCAGGACAGUUUAUUUUGCAAGAGUGACCAAGGGCUAAGCAACCUUCAUCUGAAUUAGAGCGCGUGUGGCCUUGGAUUGGGCGACUGGAGGUUGAAGCCUCCUUCCCAUGACAAUUCAGUGGCGACACUGGCUCACUGAAAUUGGCUCCUAAUAAAGGACAGUAUUUCUUUCCUAAGCUAAAUGUCAGCAUCCAAGUAUCCACGGCAUCUAUUGCCUUGCCACACUGAAGAGAAACCAAAGUCUUUCAGGCCCUCUUCCAAGUACAAACGGACAACUAUCCAAGCCCUCCAGAGUAGGACCCCUGUUUUUUAAUCUCUGCACAUGGCCUCUUACUGGGGGGGAUUUGAAGCUCCCCCACGUUUUAUGGGAGAAUAUCAUCGGAAGCGUCUCCACGAGAUAGAGCCCGUCUAGAGACUAGGUGGGUUUACUCUUUCACUCUGGACAGAUGUCUUGGAGGAGGAUGGAGUACUCGCACUGGUAGGCCCUCCGCAUGCGACUUGCUCGCUCGACUAACUGCGGUACACGUACCCAUUCAUAACCGCUGGGUGGACACAAGCGGGAGGGAUUUAAGAAACUUGCUUCGCCCCCAAAAAUGGCGACCUCUGAAUUGCAUGUCCAGUGUGCUUGACUGUUACACCGCGUCACCAUCUUUGAGGGCAUCACAACACCGAUGUGGCCUCGUGUCUGUGCGUCCUGGUAACCAGAGGGCCACCUGGAGACACCUUAAAACAUUCAUUGAAUUAACAAAAAUAAUAAACAUGUACAUCCCGUUUGUCAGUCUGCUGGUUGAAGGCCUCCCCAUAACUGCAGUCAUGGGGGUUGUUUGACCAUACUUCACCGUGCCGGUUGGUGGAAGGGGUGAGAGCCCAGGACUGGUUCCGAUAUCACACUCGCCACUGAUGUUGGCCGGUGGUCGGGAAUCGAACUCAGGUCGCAGGGUUUAUAGCGGAGUGCUUUAAUAAUCACUGCGCCACCACGCUUCAUACUUUUUAUUUCGAAAUAAGCCCUUUAUAUCUGGAAAAUGAUCCGUGAGUCGCUACUCUUUAUCUGGUGGAGGCGGGGGGGGGGGGGGGAGAAUUUGCUACAACUGGGAUGGAUGUCUGGCAUUUCCUCGUGUCCUUGCAUGUGGUAGGGAACUGGAGCGCCCGCGGUCGAAAACCCACACAUUUGAUGGCUCCGUGGUACCGUUCGCUACAAUAUCCGACGUUCGGCACCACGUCCCUAGGGGAGCGCAUUCAGUGAAACUGAAUUACCCGGCAUGUGGAGCGAAACAUUGGACGUCGUGCCAACCAACCACACGCGCGGCCACUACCCCAAGAAGCACGGCCGGGGGGGGGGGGCAGGACAAGCUGCACAGCACAAAGGCGAGAACACCCGCGCAGUGGGAGUGCUUCGGAGCGACUGAAAUAUACAUCUCAUCUCGCAUCCCUCCGCGGCGGUUGCGUAUCUCACGUCACACCGCAUUACACCUCCACGAACACCCCGAUUGGGCAAGUGUGUGUCCCCCGUACCACAGCUAGGCGCGCCGCCGCCACACCUUGUGCGACUUUUGAGACGUCUUGAUUUUUCUCAAGAUAAUCGUUGUGAAAGGGCGCGUGAUGACCGGCGCGUGCGCGCGCGUCAUUUUAUAACGUCGCGUAUUUCGAUGCAAUCUGUCUGCUCACUGGGUUUGCCGUUUUGGGGCUCUGCGUUGCUGUGGAGGCCCUGUGUCAUGUUUACCAAGGUUGGAACACUGCGAUUAUCGCCGAGUUGCAUUAGUAUACAAAUAAAGCCAGUUUUAAACACU
This is a messenger RNA of Petromyzon marinus (sea lamprey), 12213 nucleotides long. It is a transcript of the gene DOP1A, whose product is annotated as DOP1 leucine zipper like protein A. Gene Ontology annotation, biological process: Golgi to endosome transport. The record is from RefSeq and is a predicted model, not a curated record. Gene Ontology annotation, cellular component: endosome; trans-Golgi network. Lineage: Eukaryota; Metazoa; Chordata; Hyperoartia; Petromyzontiformes; Petromyzontidae.